Molecule: messenger RNA, 858 nt
Organism: Emericellopsis cladophorae
Lineage: Eukaryota; Fungi; Ascomycota; Sordariomycetes; Hypocreales; Bionectriaceae
Exons: 2
Coding region: 1-858 (285 amino acids)
Biological process (GO): tetrahydrofolate biosynthetic process; tetrahydrobiopterin biosynthetic process
Cellular component (GO): cytoplasm
Molecular function (GO): GTP cyclohydrolase I activity; zinc ion binding; GTP binding
Source: RefSeq, a predicted model, not a curated record
AUGGGUCAAUCAGACGCAUCAGAGCCCAGGGAGCAGCCUCUCCUCACGGAUAGCAUUGUGGGCUCCUCUUUCACCAGAACCAGUUACACCCGCAACCGCAACCGCAAAGAGGGAAAGCGCCGCCGCAUCCUCAACAAAAACGCCCGACAGUCGCGGGUCAAGCCUACCACAGGAAAGACCAAUCUACUCCCCAGCCAGAAGUCAUCCAGCCCCAUUGUCGACUUCAACGACAUAGGCAGGUCGAGCAGCGCCACCCAUGGCCGUGCCAACGAGACCCCCAAGCAGGCGAAGGAGCGUUUAGAGAAAAUGUGCGGCGCCGUGAGGACGUUACUCGAAUGUGUGGGUGAAGACCCCAACCGCGAAGGCCUGCUGGCUACGCCGUCACGUUAUGCAAAGGCGUUGCUAUACUUGACCAAGGGCUAUCAAGACAAUGUCAAGAAUGUCGUCAAUGAUGCCUUUUUCUGCGAGAGCCACAAGGGGAUGGUUAUUGUCAAGGACAUUGAAAUUUAUAGCCUAUGUGAGCAUCAUCUUGUGCCUUUUACUGGAAAGAUGCACAUCGGCUACGUCCCCUCCGAUACUGUCAUCGGGCUAUCCAAGCUCCCGCGCAUCGCUGAGAUGUUCUCCCGGCGACUCCAGGUGCAGGAGCGCCUUACUCAGGAUGUCGCUCAAGCCGUCAUGGAUAUACUCAACCCACAGGGCGUCGCUGUCAUCAUGGACUCGGCCCACCUGUGCAUGGUGAUGCGCGGCGUCGAGAAGACAUGCACCACCACCAUCACCAGCUGCGUCCUCGGCUGCUUCAAAAAAGACUCUACGGUACGCAAUGAGUUCCUCAGCCUCGUCAAUUUCAAUAGAACAUGA